Messenger RNA from Drosophila eugracilis, 1840 nucleotides. Its product is annotated as serendipity locus protein alpha. The record is from RefSeq and is a predicted model, not a curated record. The coding region runs from base 36 to 1622 and encodes 528 amino acids. The transcript has a single exon. Gene Ontology annotation, cellular component: membrane; cytoplasm; adherens junction. Lineage: Eukaryota; Metazoa; Arthropoda; Insecta; Diptera; Drosophilidae. Gene Ontology annotation, biological process: cellularization; cell-cell adhesion; cell migration. Gene Ontology annotation, molecular function: beta-catenin binding; actin filament binding.
AAAGUUGAGCUAUACCAGAGUACAUCUUACAAACCAUGGAGUCGUUCUUGGUUCAGUUAAACACUUGCAGUGAGCUGAUUGCAGAGGGCUACAGCAGCACAGGGAACAUUGGCUGGCUGAACGAGUUCUGUGCCACUUUCUUGGACUUUGCCAGCGAUCUGAAAGCCAGACUACCAGAAGUGGCUCCGAGUGGUGCCAACCUAGAGGUGGAGACCAUUUUUUUGUGCCUCACCCAGGUGGUAACCUGCAUUACCCAUUUGGAGAGAACCAUCAACAUGGAGGCCCCACAGAUGACGAGGAACCACUUUCUCGAUCGCUUGGACUGGUGCUUACGGCGGCUGCUUGUCUCCUGGACGCAGCUGGAAAACAGCAUAACUACAGAAAAGAAUCUGGAGGAUCAUUCGUUUGUUGAGCUAAUGGAUCUGGCACUGGAUCAUCUUGAUGAGUACAUGGAUAAGCUGAGUCAGAAUAGCAACAUCUCGCUGCAUAUUCUGGAGGAUAGCUUCACAGAGGACACCUACCAGCUAGCAAGCAUAGUGAAUCACAUAGUUCGCCAUUCCUUGGCCUUCGCCAAUGUAGCCAUUAAAUCAGACAAGAAGGCUUUGACUGCUCUUUGUGAGACUUUGCUCAGCGAAUGUUCCUCUUUUCAUGAACAGGCGGGUGAUCCGAAUAGUGGACAUCGCAAGCUCGAGGCCCUCUCGCUGGAACGAGCUCUUUAUGCCUUGGAAUCCUAUUUAAAUGAGGCUCUACUGCACUUAAUCUUCGUCAGCCUGGUAGAUUUGGAAAACACAUCGGUGGAGAAACUGAAGGAAGCAAUACAAAAAGAUGCAGAAGGUGCCCAAGGCCUAAUCUCCGCCUUCGACACCAAUAUGGAUCGCAUCCAACAGAUCGGUGUGCUGGCCAUAGCCUUCUCGCAAGACAUAAAAACCAAAACGAUUGUGAGAAGCUGUCUAGCUUCGUUGGAAUCCUUGGAUACCUGCAUAGUGCCCGCUCUUCAGUUACCAGAAUCAGUGUCAUCUUUACAUCAUGUGGAAAUUCUGCAGGAGCAUUUCAACCAAGAGCUGCUGAUCUUUCGGAAUGUGAUCCACGAAAUCAUUGACAGCUGCUCUCUGAUUAACAACUACCUAGAUAUGUUAGGCGAGAGUAUCCAGGUUCGGGAGAAGAGUCAUCUGAUGGCCAUUGUCCAAAGGGGCAGCGUUUUAGUAGAGCACUUCCGACUGCCUGUCAAUUACUCGAGUCUUAGUGAAGAUGGUAAACGAGUGCACAAGGAUCUCAUUCUUAUUCUGCGGGAGUGCCAGGCUGUGGUCAACCUAGACAUCCCAGUGGAUCCCAAGCGUAUUGCAAAACGUUUGAAGAUAUUGUACUCUGUUUUGGCCAAGCUAAGAGACUUAAUUAGCAAGGAUAAGCUGGAACCCAACAGUUCAGUUACUUCUCAGACCCAGCUUCCUUGCAAUGCAACCCGGACUUUUGUCCGGAACAGCCGAUCUGUAUCUAAAAGACAUCGUUCUUUUGUAAAACAAAGUGGAAACUGCUCUAUAUUGCAGGACACAUUUAUUGAAUCCCCAAACAAUGAAAGCGAUCUUAUAAGUUUUCAGAUCACUGAAAUCCUUAAAUUAGAUUGACACGCCAUGGGUGGUCUAUAAUAUGCAUAAUUUACAAAUUUGUAAAUGCUUCCUUUAUUCGAAGUUUUAUUUAAUUUGAAAAUAUAUAUAAGACAGCAUUUCUGAAAUAUUAUAGUUAGGAACAGUAAUAAUACGAGUAGUAUGUAUUUGUAAUUGCUUCAUUAAUUUGAAGUAUUCAUAUAAUUUUUAAAUACAAUAAAGAAACCAUAAAAACAAAU